GAUAGAUGCUCGUAACGACUUUAUCAUCGUCGAGUCUGGAAUUAUUUUAUAUAAACAAACAAUAAAAACGGAACGAAAUGUGAAUGUUAUUAUCUUUCUCCACAAAGAUCCAUCAUGAAUCGGAAUUAUGGAGGUCAAAUGUCUGAUGGCCUUGGAAAGGACGACGUGGUACAGGCAAUAGAAAUAUCCCAUUUGUUAUUUUCAUCAAGGAUACUGUCCUUCUACCAGAGCAGCAAAAUGUUAAUGUCAGGGGAUGUGGAUAUAACUCGGGAGCUUUUAUGGAAUAUGGAAUGGAACGUCCAGGAGAGUGCUUGGUCUUCACCUUGUGGGAAGGCAACGAUUUGCUUUGCAAAGAACAUGUCAGUUGUAGCCGAGAAACACCUCGACCACAUGGAAAAUGUGCAAGUGAAGACAUUCAAAUUAUUAAAUAAUUAUCAGGAUUCGUCAAAGUAGAUCCGGUGA
Molecule: messenger RNA, 462 nt
Organism: Hermetia illucens (black soldier fly)
Lineage: Eukaryota; Metazoa; Arthropoda; Insecta; Diptera; Stratiomyidae
Exons: 2
Coding region: 115-453 (112 amino acids)
Source: RefSeq, a predicted model, not a curated record